Messenger RNA from Aspergillus alliaceus, 1326 nucleotides. RefSeq names its product major facilitator superfamily domain-containing protein. Gene Ontology annotation, cellular component: membrane. The record is from RefSeq and is a predicted model, not a curated record. Lineage: Eukaryota; Fungi; Ascomycota; Eurotiomycetes; Eurotiales; Aspergillaceae. The coding region runs from base 1 to 1326 and encodes 441 amino acids. The transcript is spliced from 9 exons. Gene Ontology annotation, biological process: transmembrane transport. Gene Ontology annotation, molecular function: transmembrane transporter activity.
AUGCAUAGCUUGGAUCGUCAGGAAAAGGGUGUCAGUCCCAUGUCUCAGUUUUAUACGCCAACCCUGGAGGGUCUUCGCGCGGAAGUUGAGUCUCCUCUUGCCGCUUCGGGCCAUGACUCGGUCUACAAUUGCAAGGCGAAGUUAAUCAAUAGGGCUAUCCAGGUUAUCGGUAUGGGCCGUUAUCAAUGGGGGCUCUUUUUUUCUCCGUGGAUUUGGCUGGAUCGCCGACAAGGAGUGGCCUCGACCCUCACCCUGCUAUCUCUAGAAUUCGGGGUCUCCAAGUCCCAGGUCCGUUUCACCACGUGCGCCUUGUUCGUGGGCCUCAUCAUUGGGGCCACUUUCCGGGGGCUUGCCUCAGGUCUCAUUGGACGUCGACCGGUAUUCAAUAUCACGUUGUUCUUGUGUGGCGUAUUUGGCCUGGCGGCAGGUGGCGGUCCUACCUGGAUAAGUACCUGCGCUCUACAUGCUUGCUUAGGAUUGGGUGUAGGUGGAAAUAUGCCGGUAGAUGCUGCAAUAUUUCUUGAAUUUCUACCCUUUGCCUUGCUUGCGUGGGCAUUCAUUCUGAACUUUUCCUGUUCUGAGGCCUCCAGCUGUACGAAGGCAGACAAUAUAGGCAGGAGAUAUCUCGUUCUUUCUCUCGGCGCCAUCAUAUUUGAUAUGUUAAUCUGUCGCUUCUUCUUUACACUGUACGAAUCACCUAAAUUCCUGGUUGCCAAAGGCCGUCAGGACGAGGCCGUUGCCGCGAUUGGCGGAUAUCCGGAAAAGAUAAAGGAACAGACGCUCUCCUUGAAGCAGAUUGUCGCCAGGUCUCUGUCGAAAUUUUCCGUCCUGCAGAUCGGGCCACUGUUCGCGACAAAGCGACUCAGGAUCACCACAAUUCUUAUCUGGUUUUGCUGGGCCACGAUUGGCAUGGGCUAUACUCUGUUCGACGCGUCCCUCCCACAGUAUCUAAGCACGUCAGCCUCCACAUAUGAGACGUAUCGCAACUAUGCCAUCACAGGCGUCGUUGGUAUCAAAUAUGUUGGUCGGAAGGGUACAAUGUCCAUCUCCACUUUGAUCACAGGUAUCCUCCUGUUUUGCUUUACUGCCGCAAAUACCUCCAAUACUCAACUGGUCUGUUCCACUCUGGAGUCUUUCUUCCAGGUGAUUAUAUACGGCACAGCCACAGGUAUCGCUAGUUGUCUGAAUCGGAUUGCCGGACUUUAUGCACCGAUUGUCACGAUUUAUGCCGGUGAUGUGAACACUAGUGCCCCCAUUUAUGUCUCUAGUGCGCUGUUACUGUCCCUUCGCACAGGGGACGGAGAAGUGAAGCCAUUUGUUGGAUAA